AUGCUCGUCUCUACUGAGAUACCACACCUCCGAAAGACAGACGCUGGCCAGCAACUUGUUGUCCAUGGCCGGCCCUUCCUUUCACUUGCUGGGGAGCUACAGAACUCUUCUCUGACCUCUGCUGAAUAUAUGGACACCGUAUGGCAGAAGCUUGUUGAUACCAACGUCAACACUGUUUUAGGAUGUGUCACUUGGGAGAACAUUGAGCCGGUAGAGGACCAAUUCAGCUUUUCUGAGUUGGACAAGAUCAUUUUGGGAGCUAGGAAGCAUGGUUUGCAUCUUGUGCUGCUGUGGUUUGGCAUCUCCACAUACGUGCCACCAUGGGUCAAGACAGACACCAAGCGAUUCCCUCGGGCGAAACUUCGCAAGGCCGGUGGCGUGUUGAAGACAGGCGACGUUUUGUCCAUCUUCCAUGAGGAAGGUUGCAAGGCCGAUGCCAAAGCGUUCUCUACUCUGCUGCGCCAUAUUAAAGAAUGUGAUGAAGCCCACUCAACCGUCGUCAUGGUUCAAGUCGAGAACGAGACCGGCUUGCUAGGUGAUUCCCGCGACGGAUCCGCAGCCGCCGAGAAGCAAUUCAACGAAUCUGUCCCCGAAGAUCUCGUGCAAUUCCUGGCCCAGGACUGGGAAGCACUUCACGUCGAUCUCAAAGCAAACCUUAAGCACUUCAAGGCUCAAAAAAUUUCUCGCGGAACGUGGGAACAAGUCUUUGGAAAGAGUUCACACACAGACGAGCUAUUCAUGGCAUACAACUAUGCCCAUUACCUGAAUAAGGUUGCCGCAGCAGGCAAGAAAGAGUUCCCCAUUCCGCUGUACACAAAUGUCUGGCAAAACUAUGUCGGUGACGACGGCGAUAACAACUUCCCUGUGGUCGUUGGAGGCGGCGGAGAACCAGGCGACUACCCAUCCGGCGGCGGCACCAGCAAUGUCCUCGACGUCUGGCAGCGUUUCGCACCGUCGCUGGACUUUAUCGCACCGGACGUCUACCUGAAUGACUAUGCCAGUUCUUGCCGCAAAUACCGACAUCGCAACCAGCCAUUGUUCAUCCCCGAGCAGCGUCGGGACGAGUACGGCGCGCGACGGAUCUGGACUGCCUAUGGCUCUUACCAGGCGAUUGGUGUCUCGCCUUUUGGAAUCGACACAUUGGAACCCAGCACCAACCCGUUUACUCGGCACUAUGGGCUGCUGAAAUCGGUCUCCCAGAUUGUGCUUGAUGCACAGACGCGCCCCAAUUCCUCAGUUGGGUUCUAUUUCGAUGAAUUGAAUGAGGACAAUUCGGACUCGUCCAAGCCUGUUGUAAAGCAAUGGGGUGGGUAUGAGAUAACUGUCGAACGGUGCUUUGUGUUUGGGAAGGCCGGACCGGGUGCUGGCAUGGUCAUCCACCUCGGUGGGCCAAGGUUCCUUUUGAUAGGAUGGGGAUUCCAGGUCCGAGCACGCGCUCUAUCACCUACCAGUACCUUUACCGGGUUUCUGCGCUUCGAAGAGAAGAUCGUUGGUAAAGAGAGCGGUGAGUUGCAGACUUUGCGUGUUUUGAACGGUGAUGAGACAAGGAGUGGGAUUUUCGCUAUGAUGCCGAAUGAAGAUCCCGACUACGGUGGUUUCCCGAUCUGUGUGACUAUUCCCGCUCGCACCAUGAUCGCACAGUUGGAGGUCUACUCUAUCGAGGAAGCGGAUGAUGUGUAA
This is a messenger RNA of Penicillium soppii, 1680 nucleotides long. Its product is annotated as putative beta-galactosidase. The transcript is spliced from 2 exons. Gene Ontology annotation, molecular function: beta-galactosidase activity. The record is from RefSeq and is a predicted model, not a curated record. Lineage: Eukaryota; Fungi; Ascomycota; Eurotiomycetes; Eurotiales; Aspergillaceae. Gene Ontology annotation, biological process: carbohydrate metabolic process. Bases 1 to 1680 code for a protein of 559 amino acids. Gene Ontology annotation, cellular component: beta-galactosidase complex.